UUUUAUUCUUUACUUGUCUUUCUCGAUACACGGGCGUGUUGAUACCCUGCUUUCUCGGGCAUUGACCUUGGAGAAAGUCAAUACUGUGAUGAUGAUCAUUUAUUCCUACUUACUACCUGUACUGUACAACCGACGGUGUUUUAUUAGGAAGGGGGGGUUUUUGCUGGGGGUUUCUUGUAUCUCGUGGUUGAUCUUGCAUGCUGUGUUUCUGUUCCCUUUUCCUUACCUUUCCUUGCCUUUUCUAUUCUUUUUCUUCAUUGUAACAUAUAUACCUCUUUGGAUUGAUCAUUUUCAUAACCAUGGCAUUCUUGUUUUUUUUUCUUUUUUUUUCUUUUUAUUUCUUUUUUCAUUUUUUUUUCUAUUUUUCAUUUGUUGGUUUCUUCUUGUAGGGAGGGGAAUUUGGAAGAGCCCUUGGGAAGGGGUAGAAUGAGCAUCACAGGAUCCACUAUAACCAGAGAAAGGAUACCUCUUCUAUAAGUCUAGUCCAGUCCAAGCAACAAACAGAAUUUCGUAGUACCAAC
Molecule: messenger RNA, 521 nt
Organism: Aspergillus saccharolyticus JOP 1030-1
Lineage: Eukaryota; Fungi; Ascomycota; Eurotiomycetes; Eurotiales; Aspergillaceae
Exons: 1
Coding region: 89-430 (113 amino acids)
Source: RefSeq, a predicted model, not a curated record